CCUCCACUGGAAGGGACAGGGAGGCAACUUGUGCGCCUGGAUGCUAUUUGGACUUGUUUGAUAAUCCAUUCUGGGCCAAUAAAUAAGAGUUGGGGGUAAAGAGCGGGGCAGGAGGCUUUGAAGCAGAAGGCAGGGGAAGGUGUGAAAAUAAUACAGUAACAAAUCAGGAUACAGAUCAAAGUAAUGCAAAGCUGGAGCAGCAGCGAAGGGUGGGGGGAUAUUACAGAGAAGAGUGGUACAGCCUGGAAGAGCUGAGUGCCUGUAAGAGGGAGAAGGUAGCAGUGCUGCAGAGGUGACUUGUGCACAACCUGCCUGGGCUGAGCUUGCUGGGGACUGCUGGGCUCUUCCCUUCUGCAGCACCCGGGAGGAAGACAUUGCACCCAGACCUGAGGAUGCCUGUGACUGACAGUGACAGAAGGAGCAGAAGGGAGAGUGGGGGCUGGAGGAGCAGCAGCAGCAGCAGCAGCACAGCAUAAACACACUCCACUGCCAGACACAGCAAGGAUAUUCAUAGGACACCAUGCAGAAGUAGAGCAAAGGCUUACUGAUACACACACACAGACGCUUGGAAUUCAUACAAUGGGUCUCUCUCCACAGCAUGGCUGGGUCUCUGCACACACCUGACAUGUAAAUAUACAAUUCAUCCACUGCAAUCAACAUACAGUACAUGUACAGCACAUUAACAUACAGGCAGAGAGCACCCAUAUGUGCACAUACAUACCAUCACACUGUGGGGUGUGUAUAUGUAUAGAUUCAUACUAGAACACAUUGGGCUGUGUGUAUGGAUAAAUACAUUCCAGCACACAGUGGGCAUAGAUCCAUGCUAGCACAGAAACCCGGCACUGAAUCACACACACUUUGCUGCACAAGUAGAGCAAGCACCUUUGCCACUAAAUAUAAUCACUAGGGAGGGUUCUAAAUUAAGCAUUACCCCAUAUACACAUCUGCAUUGCUUCCCGCAAACCUCCCAAUUAAAUUAUAAAGAUACCUCUGUCUCAUCUUCUCUCACAUUGCAGAGACCAUAGCACACAGGGUUACAUGUAGCGGACCCACAAUUUGCAUUGACACAGGCAGAACAAAGGACAGAGAACAAAUUACCGCUCGCCCCCUGUCAACUAUUUCCUUGCGCACCUUGAACCCCUGCCCGGUCUUGUGCUACAGGAGGUGAAACCCAUUGUCAUCAUGGGUGAAGCUCAGGACUCCUCCUUCCUUCUUGUAAAUAUUUUGGAAGAUUUAGACUCUAAGCAAAACUCUGUCUCCUACCAAGACCUCUGUAAGUCCUUGUGUGCUCGGUAUGACUUACCGGAACUGGCCAAGUUACGCAGCCUUCUGUACUACACAGCAUGCCAAGAUCCUAGCUUUCCAGCAAGCCUCUUUCGAGACAAGAUGCGAAAUGCUGCAGAAAAUCAGCAGUCCAAGAAAAUAAUUGCUGCUGCCGAUAUAGUUACUAUAUUUAAUCUGAUACAGAUGAACGAAGGCGUUGCCAAAGACAAACUUCCUAUUCAACAGCAGUCUAAUCAAAAAGAAACUAUAGAUUCACACACUGAUGGCUACAGUGGAACAGAUAUAUCCCCUCACAAGGAAACUCAGAAUACUAGUCAGAGUUAUUCCAUAACUAGGAACUCCAGCUGCCACAAAGAAGAGAGAGAAGGGUGCCACACAUUUCUCCCAGAAACAAAUUUCCUACUUGGUGUUAAAAAAGAUGGCAAAGUUAGAGCGGGAUCCUUGGACAGACUGCAGAACUUAGACUCGUAUCCCAUGGUUACUCCCCAAUCCUGUGAAAUGCAAAGUACAUACUUCCCUAGCCAGCCAUUGUCUGAGCCAGAAUCCUUGCCACCCACACCAAACGAGGAACCAUUUAGGCUCUCAUCUUCUAGUGGACAAAGGAGAAAUAUUUUUAAGGACGAUUUCCAUAACAUAAGAAUUUCUCCUACGCUGAAAAAGAAUGAGGGUAAAAUAAGCCCCAAGACUGUGUUCUUUAAUCAUAGUUUUGAAAUGCCGUACAGUUCACACUAUCUGAACACUGUUUAUUCUUCCACAGAGGAUUUUCGUAGGGCUAAGCAUGAGAGUUUAGAUGAUCUUCAAGCCUCCACCUACUUUGGACCAUCUACUGGGCUUGGAUCACAAGACCUGAAAAGAGUUCCAAACAAACCAAAACAAGUUACAUCAAAGCCAGUUAAGAGCUGGAGCCUAAACAAUGAAGAGGUGCCAGACUUUGAGCGUUCCUUUUUUAACCGAAAAGAGACAAAUUUUUGCAGUAGCUUUGCAUCAGUUCCAGAGCAACCUCAUUCUUUCUUACCUGAGCUAGGAUUAAAGGCUAAUGGGAAGAAAUUUUGUGAACCUCAAGAUGUGGAAAAACAGGAAUCAGUGAGGAGAUUUAGAGAGAAGAAUACAAAACUUCCUGCAUGCCAAUUCAGUGUAGACAAAACAGAAAGUGUUGGAACCCAGACAGAACAGUCCGAGGCCAAAAAAGGAAAGGAGACCGCUCCUUCUAAUUGUGGUCGGUAUACAGAAGGAAGGGCUCGUAAUCAAUCCGAAGCAGAUUCUGAAAUCAUUAGCGAUGAUAUCAGUGAUAUAUUCCGUUUCCUAGAUGAUAUGAGUCUUUGUGGUUCUUCUGGAAUCCCUCAGUCUUCCUGCUACAAUAGCAGUGGCUCCUUGGUUCAAGUUGCCAGAUUAGAACCUGAGAGCUCACCUGAACACGGUCCUAACAGAACCAAUAAACCAACCAAGGGCCCUCGGACAGAGACGGGGGAGGAAGAGGAGCUUAAGAGCAGUGUGAGGAAACUUGUUAGGAGGAUUGGGGAGAUUGAAAAGAAAUUGGAGUCACUUUCUGGUGUGCGUGAUGAAGUAUCUCAGGUGCUGGCCAAACUAAAUAUACUGGAUGAGAGAAUACAGCCGCCACCAGACAAAAUGAAAGGGGAAGCCGAGAGUCUGUCUCACAACAGUGAUGUAAUAAAUAGCAACAGAGCCUCCCCCAGUUCAUUCCAUGAUCAAAAUACCCACAAUGGAAAAGGGGAGAGCAAACCGGAGUGUUAUUGCUCUGAUAUCAAUAAUACCAGCGAAAGCCUUCGAGUUAAAGCUCUAAAAAAGAAUCUCUAUAGUCAGAGAACAGUACGUUCAUUAAGUGAGGAAAUUUCUUCAAGUGAACCUAAGAUAGGCAGUGCUUCACAUGACUGCAGGUCUUGGGCAUUCCCUAAACAAACUAGCAUCUCUGAGGAGGACAAAAAGGACAAAGGGGCUCAUAACAGCAAAGACUGGUACCGCAAGUCUAAAGAGGUGGAUCGCCAGCAUGAAAUACCUCAUCUCCAUCGGAUGCCCAAAUCCCAUAAGGAUUCAUUUAUGGUGGAACAGGUGUUCAGCCCCCAUCCAUACCCGGCAUCUCUCAAGUCACACAUGAAAAGUAAUCCUAUCUAUACAGAUAUGCGUCUGACAGAAAUGGCAGAGGUAAAGCGUACCCAGCCAUCAUGGACAAUAGAGGAAUAUGCACACAACUCAGGCGAGAAAGGGAGAUUGACAGCGCUUGAUCUUCAGACGCAAGAGUCUCUGAAUCCCAAUAAUCUCGAGUUCUGGAUGGAAGAUAUCUACACGCCAGGAUAUGAUUCUCUUAUAAAGAGGAAGGAGGCCGAGUUCCGACGAGCUAAAGUCUGUAAGAUGGCUGCUCUUAUCACUGCAGCCGCCUGUACUGUCAUCCUGGUGAUUGUUGUUCCUAUAUGCACCAUGAAGUCCUAAUUUCAAACGGGCAGAAACCCCUCUGCUAUCAAUUUAUCUGUGUUUCUGUCCAUGGUGCCAGGGACAUGUGAAGAUAAAAGCCAUUAUAUAACAAAUAACAGAGAUAAAACAUAAGUGAUUACUCUAAUGCAAUUCUACCCAUGUAGGACCUACUGUGAACAUAUUGACAGCAUUCGGCAAUGUAUAAUACGAGUAAGAAACACCAGGGAAAAAUUAGUAGUCUAACUCUAUAAUACUUUGUGGCCUACAGAGUUUUGUACCUUUUAAAAUGCUACUUAACUUUAGAGACCACGUGUUGAUCUUCUUAUCUGGUCAACAGCUUUGAUUGUUCUGCCAAGAAAAUGGUGAUGUCAACUUUUGGUUUCCCAUGUCCCUUCAUACUGCAGCUAAAGGAGAGGAUUUCAAGUACCUUAUCUUCCAUCUGUUUCACUCAUAACUGGACUUAUUUAGACUUGAGCUACAGAUAGUAUUUUUGUUCUACUGAACAUUUUUUUAG
This is a messenger RNA of Xenopus laevis (African clawed frog), 4225 nucleotides long. It is a transcript of the gene minar1.L, whose product is annotated as membrane integral NOTCH2 associated receptor 1 L homeolog. Gene Ontology annotation, biological process: negative regulation of cell population proliferation; negative regulation of TOR signaling. Gene Ontology annotation, cellular component: endomembrane system; plasma membrane. The transcript is spliced from 4 exons. NCBI's taxonomy places the organism in Eukaryota, Metazoa, Chordata, Amphibia, Anura, Pipidae. The record is from RefSeq and is a predicted model, not a curated record. Bases 1183 to 3729 code for a protein of 848 amino acids.